Drosophila subpulchrella is the source of this 468-nucleotide messenger RNA. RefSeq lists its product as uncharacterized. The record is from RefSeq and is a predicted model, not a curated record. The coding region runs from base 108 to 413 and encodes 101 amino acids. The transcript has a single exon. NCBI's taxonomy places the organism in Eukaryota, Metazoa, Arthropoda, Insecta, Diptera, Drosophilidae.
AUCACUUCAGUUCACACAAGCCACGGGCCCGCAGAGUCAGGCUUAAACGGGUUCGGCCAGCAAAAAGUAAAAGUCCCCUGUCCGCGUGUGAGUGUAAUUGUAAGAUAAUGAGUUUAAUUACAAUAUUGCUCAAGGCGUUGUUUGCACUCGCAUUGGCCGUCCUCUUUGGAUACGGCACUGUGGCCGCCUAUGAUCCCAACGAUCCCAAGAUAGCCGAGUGCUGCCUGCCGCCUGAGGGCAACUUCGAGGCCUUCUAUCCGCGGGAAGUGGACGGCAUCCCCAACAGCGCCUCACGUCCUGCCCACGGACAUGGCAGCUUCUUCAAGCACCGGAACCCAGCGCUGGUGGACACAAAAAAUGCAGCUGCCUAUGGCUAUCGGUUUGAUGGCAAGAGGCGUUUCAAUUUUGACUAGCGUUGUUAAGCCAACCCAUCUGUAUUAUACACAAAUAAAGUCCAUUUGAAAACGA